AUGCAGAUGCAGUCGAAGCUAUGCAAACGCGACGACGGCGGCUUCUCACUGCCGCAGGACAUCAUCUCGGUGUCGGAGGUGCUACUGAUCAGGGUGCCGGCGAAGGCCCUGCGCCAGUGCGCCGGUUCCGGUGCGUGUGCAAGGCCUGGCGUGCCCUCAUCUCCGUCCCGGCCUUCCUCGCCGCACGGAGAUCCUGCGGCCGCUCCGGCCCCCUCAUCGUCGCCAUGUGUUCGGAUCCGCACCAGAGCUCGAGCUGCGCCUGCUCGACCUGGACGACGUCCACAGGGUGUUCGACGUCAGGGCCCCAGCAUCGCUGGCGCUGACGCGGCUCAACCUCAUCUUCGUCGAAAGCUCAACCUCAUCUUCGUCGACAGGAUGGAGCUUGGUGCCAUGAUCAUCCAUCCGGCGUCUGGGCGCGACCUCACCGUCGUUGACACCAACUAUCCCCCUCGUCCCCUGAUGGCAUCUGGUUGUAAUGGCGAGGGUAAGGCGGGGAAGAUCAUCGCAUUCCCGACCACCGCGUUCAUGGAAUCGGCAGCGGACCACUCCCACUCGAUAGGCCCUACAAUCGCUAUGAUUGGAUUGCUGACCAUGAAGAGCGUAGUCGAAGGGCCAUUUCACCUGGCACACAUGGUCGUAGCCGAUCACCAACGCUCACCGUCAAACUGA
Messenger RNA from Miscanthus lutarioriparius, 669 nucleotides. NCBI's taxonomy places the organism in Eukaryota, Viridiplantae, Streptophyta, Magnoliopsida, Poales, Poaceae. The record is from the annotation of a GenBank genome assembly.